Podarcis lilfordi (Lilford's wall lizard) is the source of this 7744-nucleotide messenger RNA. NCBI's taxonomy places the organism in Eukaryota, Metazoa, Chordata, Lepidosauria, Squamata, Lacertidae. The record is from the annotation of a GenBank genome assembly.
AUGGCCAGGCAGGAGGAGACAUCUCUGAUCCAGCCUCUACAUAGAAAACCACAGAGCACCUUGGAAAUAGUUGUAAAUAGGACCAUCUGGGCAAAAUGUAUGGACAUUACGUUUCACACACAAGCACACAUAGCCAUGGCAGAACAGGAAGAACAAGCUAUUGGGGCAGGGGAGCGAUUUAAAGGGUGAGAAGGUGGAUUUUCCCCUUGAUUAAUAGAAGGGGGAAAUAAAAUAGCCAAAGUGUGGAUACAUUCAGAUAUUUGCAGCGUAAACAGGGUAAACAGCCUUUGGGUAUGUAAUGCAGUAUCUAUAAAUGUUACAGUAACCUGUUUAAAUGGAAUCUCCCUCAGACGUAGCAAUACUACUGGCAGAAUUCUGAUCAUAUGGUUGCUCUCACUUUGUUUGGACGUAUUAUACAAGCUUCCACAGGACCAGAAACAAUCACAGAAAGUUCAAAAGGAGGAGGAAGUUGUAGUGUAAAAUUACUAGAGCACCAAAAAAUGGUUUAGUGGAGAACAGAGACAAAUGAAUGAAUCUUGGUGAUGGUGUAAGAAAAUAAAUGGCAGGAUAUGGCAACUUCUUUGAUCACCAGUCUGACACCUUGCAGAAAUCUUAAAUUUCUGGGCUAGGAAUAAGAUAGGGAUUGUUGCUGCACUGGAAACUCCAGAUAAUUAGAUCACACAAGGACCCCAACUUGACUGAGAGAAUACUCUGUCUAGGAGUUGGCACAAUGAUUAAUCUGGCCCUGCAGGAUCGAUGCCUGAUGCGCUCCAUCAGGAAAAUUUUGGGUGUCAUGUGGCAGGACAGAGUUUCAAACGAUUGUGUUCUCCUAAUUCCCAGCAUGUUUGCGUUCCUGUCUCAACAAUGUCUACGCUGGCUUGGUCAUGUCCACAAAAUGGAAAGUGGCAGAAUCCCCAAGGAGCUGGCUUCAGGCACCAGGCUCCUUGGCAAACUAACUGCAUUACAAAGACAUUGCCAGCCUUCAUGUCACGUUUGCAAACAUCCACUCUGCCAUGUGGGUAUCCCUUCCAGAUGACCAGUGCUUGGAGACAGUCAGGUCCAUAGCUGUCAAGUGUCCCUUAUUUGAAGGGACAGUCCCUUAUUCCAGCGCCAUGUCCCGCUGCUGUCCCUUAUUGAUAGAUGUCCCUUAAAUGUCCCUUAAAGAAUGUCCCUUAAAUUUCAAAGGAAGCAGCUCUUCUCCCUCCCUCCCUGCCGGCCAGGGAGGAGGGAGGCUCCAACUGUGUUGCUUGGCUAUGUUGCUCACCCAAUAAGAAGUCUAAGAACGACUGGGGGGUGGAGCUUGCAUGCCUUGUGUGCGGCUAGUUAAUUCAAGCUGAGGGGUUUUUGAAUGCUGGACGCCAUUUUGUUGCACGUGCUGCUGCAAACUUUGCAGUGCAAAGCCAGGCCGGGGAGCCGUCUUAAGUUGAGGCUGCAUAGGCCUUGUGGUGCAUGUGAUUCAGAUUCUAUUCAGUUGAACCUCUGGUUACAAAGUUGGUUGGACAGUGUUCCUGAAGCUACCAGCAUGAGUUUGACCAGACUGCAGGAGGACAGGAAGACUGGAGUGCCUGGAACAGGUGAGGCUGCAGGUCCCUUGUUUUGGCUGCUGGUCCCUUAUUUUCAAGGCUGCUGGUCCCUUAUUUUCAAAUCUGUAAGUUGACAGCUAUGGUCAGGUCAUGUAUCCAUAGCAGUGACCAAAGGAGGAAUGACAGCAGGGAGGAGUACAGAGGGAGGUACAGCAGCACAAUCAGAUUCCUUCAUCCACCCCAGCUGCAACAAAACAUGUCUCGCCUGCAUUGGUCUCUACAGCCACAGCAGGCGCUGCAACCUUCCAACGGUUUGACAUCACUCCCAAAGGCACACUCCUCCACAUAGCUGUCAACCAUCCCUUAUUUGGUGGGAAACUCCCUUAUCCCAGCGCCGUGUCCUGCUACUGUCCCUUACUGAUGAUGUCCCUUAAAUUUCCCGGGAUUCAUGCUCUCCCGGCUCAGGAGGGAAGCAGUAGCCCGGGGUCCUCCACCUCCAGAGUGUGCACAUGAGCUGCCGCAUCUCCGUCUCUCCCUUUUCCCCCUCAGGGGCAUGUCGUGAGGAGACGGGUGGCAGCGGGUGGGCAGGCAGCCCCUCUCCUGCGAGACUUCUGCAGCGCUGCCAGAGGAAGCCGGAGGUGGCAGCAGCAGCUGAGGAGGCGGCCUGAGGGAGGAGGAAGAGGAGGGGAUGGGGAGGGACGCAGAAGGGCGGCGCUUCAGCGGCCGCGGCAGCGCUGCAACCGCCUUAUGCCGGUCUCACGGGCGGCGUGGGUGAGAGUCUCUCUCCCUCCCUCCCUCUCUCUUGGGUGGGGAAGGACCGAUGGAACUCCUCGCGCCAGGAUGAUGGCGGCCCCGACGUGCUGCUUAGCAUACCCUCCAACCAGUGCAGCAUCUUAAUGUAGUGAUUUCCCCCUCUGCAUCCCUUUCAUAACUCUUUCAUAACUGCAAAAGCAGCAUGGCUCCAUCAGUGCCGGAUUUAUGUAUAAGCUAAGCAAAAUCCCUUAUUUUGGCUGCUGAUCCCUUAUUUUCGAGGUUGCUGGUCCCUUAUUUUCAAAUCUGUAAGUUGACAGCUAUGCUCCUCCAUCGUCUUCCAAGACAGACGGACACCAACCAACAUCGAUGAACCUUAAAGGACAGUGCUUUUGCUCUAUUUUUAAAUUGUGAAUCUGUUUGCCAUCCUGGGCUCCUUUGCAAGGAAGGGUGGGAAAGGAAUUUAACAACAACAACGCAGCCUCUUUACAAGAAAGCCAAAGGCAGGAUAAUUUAAAAAUAUACCAAUGAAUGUGGCUGCAUGCACUAUAAAGCAGCAAUGAAGUAGCAACUUUUCAUUCAAGAAAAAAAAAAUAAAGCAAUUCAGAAGUGAACUUGUGGUUCCCCUCUUGGUUGCAUUCAAAAAUUAAACAAACACACCUGCAGGCUAGUUGCGACUAUGGAAACUCCAGAUGUGUCCAUCAUGCAUGUCUUAGUGGAACAGAUGCACCACACAUCUGAAUACAUGCCUGUUUUAAAAGAUCUGUGCUGGCUUUCUGUGUUUCCCAGCACAAUUUCAAGGUAAUGAGAUUUCUCCCCCAUCCCUCCUCUUCUCCCACAAAGCCACAGCAAGCAGCUUCUUCCUCCUCAAACCUCCUCCCCCUCUGCAUUCCAUUGAUAAAAAGCAAAACUGCAGACACAGGGAAGUUGUUGUAGUACCAACCUCAGCUACCGCAUUUUAUGAAGAUUCCUGGAACUGAUGUGUCCAGCUACCCAAGGAAUGGCACACAGGGAAUGGGACGCAAACAAGGACACGUAGAAGAUCCUCAAAGUGACUGACAAUUAACAACAACAACAACAACAACCAGACUUAGUAUUUUGUGGCAUAGAGCAACUUUCCCCAACCUGCUGCCCUCUAGAUGCCUUGGAUUAGAACUCCCUUCAAUCUCAGAACUAUGUAGUCCAAAACACCCAGAGGGCACCAGGUUGGCAAACAUUGGCAUAGAAAAUAACAAUGUCUAUCGCAGCAUCCAAGUGUGCCAGCAUGUAUCUGGGUAUACGGAAUCAAAGUAUCCUCACACAGUGUUGGGCAUCUUCCCAAGAAAUGUAAGGAAUAAAAGAGAAAGCAAAAGGAGGAACACAUACAUCCAUAAAGUCUGACCAUCCCCUGUUUCCUUGGCCAGUGAGAAAUCUGAGGGGCAGCGUGUGAUGGAAAAGUUGGUUCCACAAGUGUUUCUUUUUACUUUUUUAUCCUGCCGGCAAAUGGUUAAAGAAUGGCAGCUUCUGAUUGGAUGUGGUUCCAGGAGGGAGAGUUUACAUUACAAACUUUUUCAGCAGGGGGCCGGUCUACUGUCCCUCAGACCUUUUGGGGGGCCGGACUAUAUUUUGAAAAAAAUAAAUGAACGAAUUCCUAUGCCCCACAAAUAACCCAGAGAUGUAUUUUAAAUAAAAGCACACAUUUUACUCCUGUAAAAACACCAGACAGGCCCCACAAACAACCCAGAGAUGCAUUUUAAAUGAAAGGGCUUCUUCUACUCAUGUAAAAACACGCUGAUUCCCGGACCGUCCGUGGGCCGGAUUUAGAAGGCGAUUGGGCCGGAUCCGGCCCCGGGGCCUUAGUUUACCUACCCAUGGCUUAAAAGGAGAGGCUUUGGAGGGAGAGAGGGUGGUUGAGGAGGGAGGUUGGAGAGGUUGGGAGUUAGGUAGGGAGACAGGAUAGGAGUCAGGUUGAAAUAUAAAGAAAUAUAAAGAGUGUUAAGGAGGGAGAGUUGGUUCUGGAGAAAACAUCCAUUCCGAGUGUACAGUGAAGGACUGCGUGUAGUGUCCUGCAGGAGUAAUAGGACUGGAUCUUGCUGGGAGACUGAGGGUGAGACAGGAAAAGUAGGAGCUGAAAAAGAUCAGUCUACUUAGUCUCAAACCAGUCUGGAGGGGAGAGACUUCAGAGGAAAGUGAAGGGGUACAGUUAGGGUUACCCCAGAAAGCCCUAAAAAACUGUUUGUGAAUUCCCCCCCCCCCCAGCCAGGCCUCGGAGUACGCAUUUUAAAAACUGCAUUUUCCUCUAAGACAAAAAGCAUGAGCUAAGCAGUCCUCUCUGUAACAAAAACGCUGUAACAAACCCAGAGCUGAGAACAGUAAAGCUUUUCGCUUCCCAGAUCCAAGAUAACCUUGUCCUGGUACAUUGAUUUGCAACAUACUUCCGGGAACAGAGCCAGAGAACGAAAAGCAACAUUUCUGUGUAAGAAUCUGUGAAGGGGGAGGGGAAAAAAGGGGUUUGAAAAAAGGAUAAAACCUGCUUGUAAAAUGUUUUCCACGCGGCCUGUCUUUUGUGAACUGAAUCACACAGGUGCCUCUGCCCCCCCCCCCCAUGGCAGAAUAAAAUGCUCUUUCUCUGGAUUAACCCCUUGGUGUCGUUUGGCUCCUUUUGUCUCUGCUCGGGUGCAACAAUUAUUCCUACCCAUGGAUUAAAAAGGCUACAAAAGAGACUCCCAAAAUAUAGUGAAGGAAGGGGUGUGUGUAGUGGGCCCUUAAGAUUAUUACUGAAAUUACUUCAGGAGCUGGAUUUGUUAAAGGGGUGGGUAACUGAAGGAAAGUACCACCUUGGAAAGGAACCAAAGUAUAAAGCCGAAACCUCUGAAAAUGGCUUGAAGUCAACUAGCGUAUUAUUAUUGAAGUAACCUAAGUCUCUCCACUUGUAUUAUACAGGGUGAGUCUUUUAAAAGAGGCCCCGUGGAGCAUGUGUACUCUGUGGCCUCUUUUAAAGGACUCACCCUGUACUACCUCGUUUUAAAAAUAAAUCUUUAUUGCUUAUUUAAAGGACACCUGCUUGAGACUCCAACUUAUUGGUUAUCCCCCUCACAAAAGUCCCCCACAGGAUACUCUGGGAUAGUUAGGUUUAGUUUUUAAGCCUUCAGGUAAAAGGUUGUUCAGUGAGGUGGGGGUAAUACAUUUAAGUGAGAGCAGGCACAUCUGCGUGAGCAGUAACUGAGGGGCCGAGCCCGUCGCAUAUUAAUUUGUGGCAGCGCGGUGAUGUGAAGUUAAAACCCACACAGUAACGUACCCAGAGACACAGAACAACCAGUUUAAUAAAGUAGUGAAGUUAUUUUAUUAAAAGGAGAAAAAUUUCCUGUCAGAAAAUGACCAGCAAGUGCCAAGAGAAAGAGACUCGGGAUGACCAAGGGCAGGGAGCUGCUGUAUCUGAGGAGAAUCCUAGUACAGUGGUACCUCGGGUUACAUACACUUCAGGUUACAUACGCUUCAGGUUACAUACACUUCAGGUUACAGACUCCGCUAACCCAGAAAUAGUGCUUCAGGUUAAGAACUUUGCUUCAGGAUGAGAACAAAAAUCGUGCAGCGGCAGUGCAGCGGCAGCAGGAGGCCCCACUAGCUAAAGUGAUGCUUCAGGUUAAGAACAGUUUCAGGUUAAGAACGGACCUCUGGAACGAAUUAAGUAUUUAACCCGAGGUACCACUGUACUGAAUUAGAGAUGAUGAAACUAAGAUUGUGUUAUGUAUUGGGUUUAACACAUUUUAUGUUACAAGGCGCAUUCUAACCAAUCAUAGAAGCUUGUUAGAUGAACGUUCUAAUGGCAAGUAAGCGCAUGCACUUCAACUGUCAACUGUCAACGGUCAGUUCAUGCUCAGAAUUAUUAGUGUGUUGUCCAGUCAGUUUGGUUCUUGCGUUCCUAUGAGUGAGCUGUUGUCACUGACAAAUGUUGAAUAAACAUAGUUGAGGAACUUAUACUGCCUUUGGGCUUCUGACUUUUUCCGAACAUUUAACUUUGGCGACGAAGGUGGGAUUGAUGAGCUCCCACCGGCUGCCAGAGGCCCAAGACUGCACCGCAGUACCGCCGCCUGCCGCCUCGCAGUAAGCGCGACCUCACCGCCAUGCUGAACUCAGCAAAUAGUCCCGGAAACAAGACUGCGCCUGCCGCGUCUUCACAACCACCCACAAUCGCACAAGCGACUACUCCAGAUCCAAGGAUGGCUACCACUCAUAGUCGGCCUCCACCGGACUUCGAUAUGAGCCAUCCUGCAGAAUGGCCGCAGUGGCUCCGCCGAAUAAGGAGCUACGUCCAGCUGCAAGGCUUCACUAGGGAGGCAGACAAGGUGGAUGUGCUACUGACAGUGCUGGGAAGUUCCGCCUUCACUCUACUGGAAAUCUUAUGGCACCUAGGACAUAGAGUCAUGCACUUUCGAUGAGAUACCUCGUGCCUCAGCCAACUAAGAACCACUGCCACUAUUGAAGGAGGUGAGGACAGGUGACCCCACCUAGGCCCGAAGUCACCCUAGGCCUCAAAACCAAAUUUCCCCUUUCUCUCUUCUAAAAAUCCACAGCUUCAGCUUUUCUCUGCUCUUCUCUGCUUUCUCACAAGAUGCUGCUGCAUAGGCAAAAUGUUAUUUUUAUCAGUACGAGAGAGCUUCAAAAAGCUAAUGAAUAGACUAUAUCAAUGCCAAGAAUAAGCAGGCCUGGGAACUGACUCUUAUCUCAUUCAGUUGCAACACAUCUUGGACACGCUGAAACGCAAGGCUCCUCAACCCCCUUGGCUUCUCAUCCCCCUUUCCAGGGAAGGGUUCCAAGAGUCCCAAAGACAGGAGCUUUCUGUUCAUGCUCAGGAAACUCAUCAUGGGGCAGGGCUCCUGAGGAGGGGGAAAGGGGGGAGGGAACUGGAGGGGAAUAUAUGCUCUGUGCAAAUGGCUGUGAACUUGUGCUUGUUUGUGAAAUUAUCACACUAGCUCCUUCUACCAAGCUCGGAUGGUAGAAAUAAAGCUCUUUCUCUGAAAUUAUCCCUUGAGUGUCUGUUUGACUCCCAUUUCCCUCUCCCCGGGUGCAAUGCUCUUCCCACCCGAGGGCAAAGCCUGAAAAGGCUACACUAUGACUUUGCGCACAGAGAGCAACAAGUGCAAGAGUCAGCGAGUGAAUACAUCACAGAGCUCCGGGCGAUUGCGUAUUGUCAAUUCGCUGACAUCGAGGAACGACUUCUUGAAAGGAUCAUCAGUGGAGUGCGAGACAGCCAUCUCCGCCACAAGCUGCUGGCAAAAGACGACAUCAUGAUGAUGGAAGCAGUGAAUAUAGCCACGGCCUUUGAGAAGGAUAACGCCCACGAGGCGGCCCACAGCCCACAUACCAAAAGGAGAACUCAUUGUAUCCAGCGAGACCGGUUGUAUUCCGUAGAUUCCCACAAUGAGUAUGUCCACCAAGCUUUGGAUCGAUCCGACCAACAUGACCGCUCCCAAGCUACGAGUGCAUCGUAG